Messenger RNA from Glarea lozoyensis ATCC 20868, 1119 nucleotides. RefSeq lists its product as uncharacterized. The transcript has 3 exons. Lineage: Eukaryota; Fungi; Ascomycota; Leotiomycetes; Helotiales; Helotiaceae. Bases 1 to 1119 code for a protein of 372 amino acids. The record is from RefSeq and is a predicted model, not a curated record.
AUGUCGUCCCCUACCAAAGCCGCAAUCAAUCUAUUGAUUUGGACAAUCGUAUUCACAGUUGUCGAUGUUGUCUUUGUUGGUCUUCGCUUUUUAGCGGCACGCAUCAGCCAUCGCAAGAUCUAUGCAGAUGAUUAUUUUAUCAUAUUCGCUAUGAUGAACACUUUUGCGCUUGGAGGCGUUGUGAUCUGGGCCGUCUUUAGUAGUGGUAUGGGUCACUACGCCGCCGAAUUGAGUGCAACUGAGCUCCAGAAUGCGCUCAAGCUUAUCCCAGCCGCCUACGUUACUUGGACCCUAGGGACAACUUCUUUCAAGCUCUCUGUUCUGUGUCUCUACACCCGCAUCUUCUCGAUCAAGGCAUUCAAGACUUUGUCUUACGUUACCAUGGGUCUGACCGUUUCGUACUGCAUCUCAUUUAUGGUGGUUUUUCUCACCACAUGUACGCCUGAUAUCUCCCAAUUGUGGAAUCCAAGACCGGAUGGACAUUGUCGCGACCUUAAUAUUGGCCAGCUGGGCUCCGUCAGUACUAAUUUAGCACUCGAUGUGAUUAUCCUUGCACUUCCAAUGCCGUUUGUGUGGAAUCUAAAGAUGGCAUUGCGCAACAAGAUCAUUGUGACUAUCGUCUUUAGCUUCAGUCUCCUGACUAUUGGUAUCAUGAUUUGGAGAAUUGUCGACCUUGUCAAAAAUGCCGAUGCCGAUUUCGUCUAUAAUAUGCCUACUCUGGCUCUUACAACAACACUUGAACUGUGGCUUUGCAUUAUCAUUGGUUGCAUUCCAACUCUGGCGCCAAUAUUCAGGACCUAUAUCACACCCGCUUUGACCAAGAUGACGGGAUCCCGAAAGACGAUUAGCGCUCGUUCCAAUCCUCGCAACAUUGUUACCUUUGGUGGAGGACGCGGUAGACGACAAACAAGCUACAUAAACAUGAUGGGAAGCCAAGAUCCAAUCAAGGCUGAUAUCGGUGACAUUGAGCGGGAAGCAAAGGACAAUGCGUUCAGGGAGGACGCGUUCACGACGACUCUUAUAUCCUCUUCACCUCAACCAGACAUACGGCUUGAGACACUCUCUACUAAGAACGCGAUUCGUGUUCGUCACGAGGUUGAUACUGAGUUCUCCCAUUAG